Messenger RNA from Beta vulgaris subsp. vulgaris (sugar beet), 2088 nucleotides. Its product is annotated as protein DETOXIFICATION 56. Gene Ontology annotation, molecular function: xenobiotic transmembrane transporter activity; antiporter activity. The transcript has a single exon. Gene Ontology annotation, biological process: xenobiotic detoxification by transmembrane export across the plasma membrane. NCBI's taxonomy places the organism in Eukaryota, Viridiplantae, Streptophyta, Magnoliopsida, Caryophyllales, Amaranthaceae. The coding region runs from base 242 to 1765 and encodes 507 amino acids. Gene Ontology annotation, cellular component: membrane. The record is from RefSeq and is a predicted model, not a curated record.
AUUGGAUGCUCUUUAAAUUCCAUAAUAUAAAGUAUAAACCAACUCACCUUUACUUCAUUUCUUUACACUUCUCUUUUACCAACUAAUAAUCAAUCACGAAACUCAUGCACUUACGCUUAAUCAACCUUAUCCGACGAGAACCCCACCCCUUCACUAUCUCUUGAUACUCAUUUAUCAAAGAUUAAUCCAUUAACUUUUACCAUACCAACAUACCAUCCACACUUCCGAAUCCAAAACAACCAUGUCUAUUACACCACCAUCACCGAAACCAAAAUUGAGUCUUGAAAUUCACCCAUCUCUACCUCCUUCUACAACGGUCUCAUGGGCAAACAAUAUGGUUCAAAAUGUUACUUGCGAGCUAAAGAAGCAACGAGGGAUGGCGGUCCCACUAGUGGCGAUGAACUUGACGUGGUUUAUUAAGCAGGCAAUCACAACAGCCUUCUUGGGUAGACUUGGCGAGCUACAACUGGCAGGAGGAGCUCUCGGGUUCAUGUUUGGCAACGUCACGGGAUUCUCGAUCCUAACGGGCUUGUGUGGGGCCAUGGAACCAAUAUGUGGACAAGCAUAUGGAGCGAAGAACUUCAAGCUUCUUCAUAAGACCCUCCUAAUGGCAACUCUUUUGCUGCUCCUAGCCACCAUCCCAAUCUCUAUACUUUGGUUAAAUGUUGGCAAGAUUCUUCCACUUUUUGGGCAACAAGAGGAUAUGGUAGCUAUGGCUCAAAAGUACCUUCUCUAUUUGCUCCCUGACUUGAUAGUAACUGCCUUCCUUUGCCCUCUAAAAGCCUACUUGAGUGCUCAAGGGAUCACUCUUCCCAUAAUGCUAAGCUCUACUCUUGCAGUUGCUUUCCAUGUUCCCAUCAACAUAUUGUUGUCACAAGCAAAGGGUGUUGAAGGGGUAGCCAUAGCAGUUUGGGUAAGUGAUCUUCUAGUCAUGCUACUGCUUGCUUUCUACGUGUUACACAUCGAGAUGAGGGAGAGAGAGAAGUGGCAGCAAGGUGGGUGGUGGGAUCAAGGGACCAAAGAGUGGCGUGCCUUGCUCAGCUUAUGUGGCCCGUGCUGCCUGACAGGCUGCCUAGAGUGGUGGUGCUACGAGAUUCUAGUCCUCCUUACCGGGCGACUUCCCAAUGCUCGGGAGGCUGUUGGAGUACUCGCAAUUGUGCUCAACUUUGACUACUUGCUCUUCUCAGUCAUGCUCUCUUUGUCUGUUUGUGCAUCAACCCGAGUCUCCAAUGAGCUUGGGGCUAACCAACCUAAAGCAGCUUAUAGAUCCGCCUAUGUUUCACUCAUUACAGCAGCCUUCUCGGGAUGUAUGGGGGCCACGAUCAUGGUUGUAGCCCGGGGUUGGUGGGGCCCACUAUUCAGCCGUGACAAGGGAGUGAUCAAAGGAGUCAAGAAAAUGAUGGUCAUGAUGGCUAUGAUCGAAGUGGCAAACUUCCCGUUGACAGUUUCUGGUGGGAUUGUCAGAGGAACAGCAAGGCCAUGGCUUGGUACAUACGCUAGCCUUGGUGGGUUCUACUUGCUGGCUUUACCCUUAGGGAGUGUCUUGGGUUUUAAAGCAAAGCUAGGGCUUGGGGGACUGUUCUUGGGGUUCUUGGCAGGGGCUUCGACCUGCUUGCUUUUGCUAUUGGUGUUCAUAGCAAGAAUUGAUUGGGCAGAAGAAGCAAGCAAAGCUCAAAUACGUGCCUCAGCUGGGGAAGAGUUUCUGACAGAGAAGAGUGAAGAUAAAACCCUGGAACUAAGACAGAAUCCUGAAGUUACAGCUUAACCAGCAUUCAAACACACAGAAUCAAACAAGUUUAAACCUAAAAACUGAGCAUUUUGAUCUUAUUUUUUUUGCAGUGCAAUCUUCUAUUUCAUGAAACAAUGAAAUAUGAAGGAUAUACAUGUCAGUAAAUAUCACAACAGAUUCAGUAACUUCUAGUCUUAUACUAUCUCAAGCUUCUAAACUUAUGUUGAUGCAUAAAUUCACAAUGUUGAGCAGUAUAAGUUAAGUACUUCAGUUUCUGAUGCAUAUCAAGUCUGAAGAUGGUAUUCAUAAUUUUAAGUGUGAUAAAGCUAAUAACAACGGUGUAAGUUGACGUCUCUCUA